Messenger RNA from Effrenium voratum, 1349 nucleotides. Lineage: Eukaryota; Dinophyceae; Suessiales; Symbiodiniaceae. The record is from the annotation of a GenBank genome assembly.
GCACCUCUCCCGUUGGAAACACUGAGAUUUUUUCAGCUGGAGAGCCAUGUCCUGGCCGCAGGAGCCAGCGGCCCCGGGCCUUUGGAGCGGAGUCGGACGCUGGGCGGCUUCCUGCGGGCCGCUGGACCCUUCCCGGUGGCAGUGGCCUAUCCAGCGGCCUCGGCUUGGGAGUGCUGGGCGGGCUACAACCAAGCAGUGCCAGUACCAGCGGCUCAGGAGGAGGCGCCAUCGGGCCGUGCUUUGCUGAAUGACCCUCGUUUCCAGCGGCUGGUGUCUCACAUCUAGCCCCUCCAGUGUGACCUUCAGGGCCCUGCCAACACCAUGCAGUGCUGCGCCACCCUCCAGGCGCGGGGCACCAAGUUGCCGAGCGAGGUCGGCGUGGCGGUGUACCAACGGUUGCUGCACCCAGAGACAUUCGAGACCCGGAAGCUGGCCAUCGUUACGCGGCACCACGCAGAUCCAUCUCUCCGGCCGCCAAAUCUGCUGGAAAGAGUCGCCCCCAUUGUCUUGCAAAGGAUCGCGGAGCUCUCGAAACAGGACAUUGCCAACUUUGCUCAGUCCUUUGCUCACUUAGAGCUGCGCGGCCCAGCGACGACGCACGCGCCGUGGAGCAGCUGCGCGGAGACGGAGCGCUCCCUGUCGUUGGUUGCCUGGGCCUGUGCCAAGCUGACGGAGAAUUCUCUGCCGCUGCUGGAUGCGGUUGCCCUCGCAGCUGAGCAUCGAAAGCCGGAGACACCGUCCCAGCACUUGGUCGACCUGGUCUGGGCCUUUGCUGUUUGCGCGGCCAAGAGCGCACCGCUGCUGGCCGCCCUUUCAGCGGAGGCGGAGCUGCUCCUGGCCCCAGCGGAGCGUUCCGCGCGGGAAGCUGCCAACACCACGUGGGAGUUUACCACAUCAGUCAUGGAGAAUGAAGCUUUGAUUGCUGCCACGCAUGUUGCGCCACACGCCCGCAGAGAGGUGGCGCACCCUCGCCGGCCGCUUUGGGCGGACAUCCAUGAUGAGGAGCCAGAGGCCCAGGAGCUCCCGCGCCGGAAGAAGUCCUCGCCGGCGCCGCCGCUGAUCUCCUGGCAGGACCCGGACCCGGAAGAGUUCUCGGAGGGCAGUGACUGGGACGCGCCCCAGGGAUCACGCCAAUGCCAAGAUGCAGUUGAGCCUUCAUCGCGGGUCUGGACGUCCCGCAAGGUCUGCAGCUCUUCGCAAACAAGGUGAUGCAGCAUGCCAUUGUAACACACGCCUUCCAGCCUUUGAAGAUACUUACCCUUCCGCCUUGCCCCAUCCGGCAAUUUGUCUCGAGGCAAUGUUGGUAGAGCUUGCAAGGCUCGUGCGGAUUGAAUCCACCUAAGCCACUC